AUGGACUCCGUUGACCCCUCCCCUCUUCGGCGCUUCGUGGUGGCAAAGCGUUCGAUCACCUCCAUCUUCGAUCAGCUGCUCGACUUCGUGAAGGAAGGCUCCACCUUCGUGGACGAGUGCUGUCGGGGGCAGGACCUGGGCCCGGUGGCCGUGGAGCAGCAGAGCCUGGAGAUGCAGAGCUGCGCCACCAAACUGUGGACCAUCAGAGAGGUUCUGCUGCGGAGACACAUGAAGGUGGCCUUCUUCGGCAGGACGAGUAACGGGAAGAGCACGGUGAUCAACGCCAUGCUGAGGGACCGCGUCCUGCCCAGCGGCAUCGGACACACCACCAACUGCUUCCUGAGGGUGGAGGGCAGCGAGGGCGAAGAGGCCUACCUCACCACCGAGGCGUCUAAUGAGAGGAGGAGCAUCACGACGGUGAACCAGCUGGCCCACGCUCUCCACAUGGAUCCCUCUCUGGACUCAGGCAGUCUGGUGAAGGUCAUGUGGCCCAAGAGCCGCUGCGCUCUGCUGAGAGACGACCUGGUGCUGAUGGACAGCCCGGGAACUGAUGUGACCCUGGAGCUGGACAGCUGGAUCGAUAAGUUCUGUUUGGACGCUGACGUCUUCGUGUUGGUUGGAAACGCUGAGUCCACGCUCAUGAACACGGAGAAACUUUUCUUCCACAAAGUCAGCGAGAGAAUCUCCAAACCGAACAUCUUCAUCCUCCACAACCGCUGGGACGCCUCAGUGAGCGAGCCGGAGUUCAUCCAGGAGGUGAGGAAGCAGCACCUGGACCGGGGGGUGAGCUUCCUGUCGGGGGAGCUGAAGGUGGUCGGAGAGGAAGAAGCUCCGGGGAGGAUCUUCUUCAUCUCCGCUAAAGAGGUCCUGACAUCCAGGAUGCAGAGAGCUCAGGGCAUGCCUGAGACAGGCGGCGCUCUGGCUGAAGGUUUCCACGACAGGCUGAGAGAGUUCCAGAUGUUCGAGCGGACCUUCGAGGAGUUCAUCUCUCAGUCUGCGGUGAAGACGAAGUUCGAGCAGCACACAGUUCGGGCGUCACAGAUCACCGAGACCAUCAAAUCUGUGAUGGAUGACAUCAACAUCGCCUCCGCUGACAGGAAGAUCUUGUGUCUGGAGGAGCGCGAGGAGCAGAGAGAUCGUCUGGAAUUCGUUCGAGGACAAAUCAACCGUCUGAGCGACAGCGUGAGAGAGAAGAUCAGAACUCUGACGGAGGAGGUCGCUGCCAAGGUGGAGUCGGCGCUGUCCAAUCAGAUCCGAUCACUUCCUGUUCUGGUGGACGAGUUCAGAGCCGACUUCAGCCCAACACAGCAAACUCUGCAGCUCUACAAAACUAAGCUGCUGCAGCACGUGGAGCAGAGGAUGGAGGCGUGUCUCUCUCAGCGCUGCAUCAGCAUCCUGCAGGACAUCAGAGAGGCUCAGAGUCACAUGACCGACGGUGUACGUCUUCUGCUGUCGGCCCCCGAUCAGCUGUCCGCCACCCCCCUCUCCUUCGAGCUGACCUUUGACCUGGGCCUCGCCGCCCUCUGCGCUGACUUCCAGGAGAACCUGGACUUCCAGUUCUCUCUGGGCUGGACGGCGCUCGUCACCCGGUUCAUCGGAGCGGCCGGCGCCAAGCGGGCGCUGAGCGAGGACGGCUCCACCCUAAAGGAUGCGAUGAGGGUUUCCAUGGCGACGGGGCUACUGUCCGUCACGUCGCGGGCGUCCAUGACGGUGCUGGUGAUCGGCGGCGUGGUGUGGCGCUCUGUGGGCUGGCGCCUGCUCUCCGUCUCCCUCUCUCUGUACGGCCUGCUCUUCCUCUAUGAGAGGUUCUGGUGGACGGACGCCAGCAGGGAGCGAGCUCUGAAGGCUCAGUUUGUGGAGUUCAGCGGGCGGCGCCUGAGGGCCGUGGCCCCCGCCUGCAGCGCCGCCUGCAGCCAGCAGGUGUUCAAGGAGCUGUCGGGCAGCUUCAGCCGGCUGACGCAGCGCGUGGAUCUGAGCGAGGCUGAGCUGGAGGGGAACAUCCGGACGCUGAGCUUUAGGACCCAGAGGCUGGAGAACAUCCAGAGGAAGUCCAAGGCCUUCAGGAACAAAGCGACGGAGCUGGAGACUCAGCUGGAGGUCUUCUCCGCUCAGUACCUGCAGGGAAACUGAGGAAGAAGAAUAGUGCUAAAUGAUCCAUGACAUUAUCCACCACCAUGUAGUACCAGUUAUAAACCUCUUGUUUCUCACUUUCCAAAGAUGCUCUGAGCUCCUCAAAAAGAAAAUAAGUGCUAUAAAAAACACAAUAUCUGGUCGUAGGUUAGUUUAAAUCUGUGUGAGUAUCUCAGGACAUGCUGUUAGCUUAGCAGCCAGGUCAAGGGUUAUUUCAGGCUCUCUUUUGCCAGCUUCUUGACAUGGCUACGUUAUGUUUUCCUAUUGAUAUCUAUUAUCUAAAUAUCUAUAUGUGCACUACUCAUCAACUCAGAAAAGCCAGUUAGUCUUUGUUAUUUACACAACAUUGAUUGGUUUAAAUUGUGUUCAAUACUUUUGUGUUUUGCUCUUCGAUUCUGAAAACAAAUAGAUUUUUCUGAGUUUCAGAUAGCCGAAGAAACUACACUACCCAUAAUCCUCAGCUAUCGUUGGGUAGACGCUGCCAGUCGUCUUUGCUUGACAAACCUCGUGAUUAGUCAACAAGCUCCGUGAUUGGAUGUUUUAGUGGUGAUGCAACUCGG
Trematomus bernacchii (emerald rockcod) is the source of this 2690-nucleotide messenger RNA. RefSeq names its product mitofusin-1-like. The coding region runs from base 1 to 2130 and encodes 709 amino acids. The transcript is spliced from 17 exons. Gene Ontology annotation, cellular component: mitochondrial outer membrane. Gene Ontology annotation, biological process: mitochondrion localization; mitochondrial fusion. Gene Ontology annotation, molecular function: GTPase activity; GTP binding. NCBI's taxonomy places the organism in Eukaryota, Metazoa, Chordata, Actinopteri, Perciformes, Nototheniidae. The record is from RefSeq and is a predicted model, not a curated record.